This is a messenger RNA of Trichosporon asahii var. asahii CBS 2479, 390 nucleotides long. RefSeq lists its product as uncharacterized. The coding region runs from base 1 to 390 and encodes 129 amino acids. The transcript has a single exon. NCBI's taxonomy places the organism in Eukaryota, Fungi, Basidiomycota, Tremellomycetes, Trichosporonales, Trichosporonaceae. The record is from RefSeq and is a predicted model, not a curated record.
AUGUGUCUGCUUCAAGCUGCAUGCAUUCCUAAUCCACCUUCUGCUCUACACUCGUCCAGAGGUGAUCUGCACAGUCCGGUCGUACCCGACGGACACGACGCUCCAGUCGUCCUCGCCCACGACCUUGAGAUCCCUCACGACGUCGGAGGCACGCUCGUCGCGGCCGUGGAUCUUGAGCCGCGUACCGGCCCUCCCGUCAAGCGAGGAGAGGACGAGCUCACCCCCAGGCGUGGACGUGACGACGCCGGUCCCGUCGCCCGUCCAAGCGACGCGGGGGAGAACGUACGCGUCGCUCUCAGACCCAGUGAACACGUUGGCAAGACGUUGUGUCUGAUGUCAGCUACCACCGUUCUCGCUCAGCUCGCUCAGCUAGGCCUAGGAUCCGACUAG